ACCAACUCCACCACCCUCCUUACUUGGAAAGCUGCAUCAGAAGCUACAUGUGAGAUGCCAAGAACCAGCAACCACCUGCAUAAAAGUACCGAACCUGCAACCUUUGUUUUAAGCAAGAAGAAUAGAGCAUUGUUCUCCAAACCAAUCGAGGCCCAUGUCUUGCUGCAGUUGGGCCAUGACGCCACUGCAAACAGCAACAGAAGACGCCGGAAAACAAGCCUCCACUGCCCAGUUCAUGUUCAGCACCACCGUCCGUAACUCCCACGUCGCUCUAUGCGUAAACUCCCUCACAUCAUGCUUUCUCUCUCCAUUCUCUCUCUCUUUCUCAUCACAAUAUUUCUCCCUUCCACAGUACACUACCGCCUCCCAGCCACGUUGCCGCCGCUUCGUAGCUGCUCUCAUGGAGAGUCUCCGUCACACAGUCCCUGUUUGGUUCUGCUCUCAUGGACUUUGCAGAAAUUGUUAUGAAGACUUUGUUGAACUUUCUGGGGGACUGCAUGGUGGGUCAGAACCUCCUGCAUUUCAGUGGGCUGAAAGGGAGGGAAUAGCCAUGGAAUAUGCUAAUAAGCGGCAGGACGAAUCGAAUGUUUUCUUAAUGCCUUCACUAGGGUAG
Messenger RNA from Juglans microcarpa x Juglans regia, 613 nucleotides. RefSeq lists its product as uncharacterized. NCBI's taxonomy places the organism in Eukaryota, Viridiplantae, Streptophyta, Magnoliopsida, Fagales, Juglandaceae. The record is from RefSeq and is a predicted model, not a curated record. The transcript is spliced from 2 exons. The coding region runs from base 155 to 613 and encodes 152 amino acids.